AUGCACUCACGUAUUGCUGCAGUGAAGGCACCCCGCACACACAACCGUCGCUGCGUGACCGGAUCCAGCGGAAGGAGGAGGGAAGGAAGAGAGAGUGAGCCGAAGAGGCCCAACAUGUCGCGGCGUGUGUUUACUUCCGCGGUGCUGCUUCUUCUUUUCGUGAUGACGUGCUGUGGGAGUGGUGGAGCUGCUUCUGCUGGGGGGAGUAAUGUAAAGAAAGCAGUUGAUGCGUUGAGUGGGAUUGGAUGGGAAAAGCUUGACAAGUGGGAGGAAAUUGCCAACGCUGGUGGUAAGUAUGGCUCGAUUCGUGGUCCCAGUCUCGUUGAGGUGCAGGGUCAUGUAUUUGCUAUUGCUGAAGUCCAUUGCAAGGAUGGAGGCGAGUGCAGCAAAUUCAGCUUUACUGGGAUUGCGUCAAAGUACCUUGGUUUAAAUGUUGAUGCUGGUCCAACGGAGAUCUCGACGACGAAUGCAAGUAUAUUUGGCGCAGAUCUUCUAAAGGAAGGGUCUGAGGGCAUCAACACCAGAAACGGCAUAACGCGACCAACGACGGUUGUACUUGAGGAAAGCGUUUACGUGCUUCUGGGAAACUACAGCCAUACAAGGCCGCAGGUUGGGGGUACGAAUGAGCGGGGCCUUUUACUCGUGAAGGGAACUCUCACUGAAGAAAAUGGAAAGAAGCAAAUCAGAUGGAAUGAGACCCAUGUGAUGAAGCCUGAACCCAAAGGAUAUUCUCAUUCCUUGAGCGAGUUGAUUGGCGGUGGAGGAUCGGGUGCUGUGUUGCGUGACGGCACGCUUGUGUUUCCCAUGCAGGCCAAAGACAAGGAUGGAACGAGCUUUUUACUGUCUAUGCGUUUCUCCAAUUCAAGGAAGAAAUGGGAGCUUUCCUAUAUGACUGGUAAGGGCUGCCGGGAUCCAACCCUGGUGAAGUGGGAAGAAUACGAAUACGGCGAAGAACUCUUCAUGAUGGCUCAUUGUGCUGGAGGCUACUAUGACGUUUACAGGUCCACUUCGGAUGGAGUCAAUUGGAAUGGGCACUUCCAACCAAUUACCCGCGUGUGGGGCAACUCACACAAUCGAAAGGGGUACGGCGUCCAGAGUGGAUUCACCACCGCAAUCAUUGAGGGAAAGGAGGUGAUGCUCAUCACCGCGCCGGUGUAUGCGAAGGAGGACAAUGAAGGUGGAAAAGGUCGGCUCCAUCUUUGGGUGACGGACAAGGCACGUGUGUAUGAUGUUGGGCCGGUAUCUCGUGAAGAUGAAGACGCUGCCGCGAGCUCCCUGUUGCUGAAAGGAAAGGAUAAUAAGGAGUUGAUUUCACUGUACGAGAACAAGAAGAGUGACGGAUCAUACAAUCUUGUUGCUGUGCGCCUGACCGAGAAACUGGAGCGGAUAAAGGAAGUGGUGAAGACAUGGCAAAAUUUGGACAGCGCCUUGCAAUCAUGCAUUUAUCCUGCCGGGUAUGACUCGGUGUCAACAAGGGGUAUGUGCGUUAAUCGUGUUCCCACCGAGAGGCUUGUUGGCUUUUUGUCCGGUAACUCAACUCAGACCGAGUGGAGGGACGAGUACCUCGGCGUGAACGCAACAGUGACGAAUGGGGAGCCAAGGGUUCCCAAUGGAUUGACGUUUAAAGGACCCGGAGCAGGAGCGGAGUGGCCUGUUGGCAAAUUGGGCCAGACUGUGCCGUACUACUUUGCUAACACCGAGUUUACUCUUGUGGCGACGGUGUCCAUCCACGAGGUGCCGCAGAGUGGCAGCAUUCCUUUGAUGGGCGUGAGGAUGAAUGACACCAAAAGCACGGUGCUCUUUGGUCUGUCGUACACCCAUGAAAAGAAGUGGCUGGCCAUAGCGGAGGAUCCUGCUACUUCGAAGCUCGUCGAUGGGUGGGAGCCAAACAAGACAUAUCAGGUGGUACUAAAAAUGAAUUCUAAUUCUUGGACUGUCCUUGUGGAUCGAGAGGAAAUCCACAACACGAACUAUAAUGACCAUCUGUUUGACUUCCACAGGAUUUCACACUUCUACAUCGGUUGGGACAGUAAGAACCAAAGUGCAACGGGCGGCCAUGUGACGGUGACCAACGUCAUGCUGUAUAACGAGGAACUGUUUGGAGAUGAUCUGUAUGAACUCCAUGCCAGCAAAGUCACUGUUCCAUCACUUGGUGAUGAGAAACAGUCCACAGGUCCGGUGGCUGGCACAGACGUCUCAGUUGCUUUCGAGUCAAACAGUGAAGAAAGCGCCACCAGCAAUGAGGAAUUGACUGGGGAUGAUACUCAUGAACAACGAGGAAAAAGCGUCCAUAUUUUGGUGCCUGCAGCGUCCCCUUCCACGGAUGCCGCGGGAUCAUCUGUUCCUGAACCCGCCACCGCAACGGAGAGUGCAGGGAAUUCUCGUUCAGAGGACAAUGCCCAGCUUUCCGAAGGCGAGACGUCUCAGCAAGCCACGCUGAAUGAAGACAAUGAAUCGAUGCAGCGGGAUUCGGAGUUGCAGACACAAGAAUUACAGUCAGAGGAGUCAACGGAGGCCACUGAUUUUGAAGGAUCCGCUGAAAGUUAUGGUACAGAACAGCCAGAGGAGGAGGGAGGAACGAAUGGCAGGAGUGGCGGAUCAGUGUCUUCAGGGGCUGCAUCAUCGGAUAUGGACACGGUUGCUACACCAGUGAACGGUGAGCACCAAGUGCAACAAAUCACUGAGCCUUCCGCUGAAAAUGACGACGUGCGGUCCACUGGAACCGUAACUACCGGCGCGGAGGAAAGUUUCAGCCUCGAGGCGGGGGACGGAAAUUCCGAGAGAACAAUGAACUCAGACGGCAGCCUCACUCCUUCAAAGAGUGACGCCGAACCGACAUCCGCGGAGGACACCGACAACAUCUCUCGGACUGAAGGAGAAGAAUCUUCUUCUGAAGACGUCAAGGAGGUGCCACAGACGGUCGACACCGCACCGGGCAAUACAAACACCACGCCUGGGGAAACCAUGAUCCCAUCGGAGUCCAACGCAACAACACCAUCAGACACUGACGUUUUGCUUGAGCACGGGAAGUUCGGGGACUUGUUGGCCAUGGGUGAAUUUGCUGAAAACACCGUGCAUGUGUGUGUGUCUCGGGUGUCGUUGCUUCUGCUUCUGGGGCUGUGGGGCACUGCGGCUCUCUGCUGA
Molecule: messenger RNA, 3144 nt
Organism: Trypanosoma cruzi
Lineage: Eukaryota; Euglenozoa; Kinetoplastea; Trypanosomatida; Trypanosomatidae
Product: trans-sialidase, putative
Exons: 1
Coding region: 1-3144 (1047 amino acids)
Molecular function (GO): exo-alpha-sialidase activity
Source: RefSeq, a predicted model, not a curated record